GUUUCAACAAAAUACAACGCUUCCCCUUUCACCUUACAUUCUUCCUUUCUCCUUCUUCCCUCAGCCGUUUCACGAACUUGAAAAGGCAGACACAUGGUUUCAAGUUCGUUUAAAACCUUCUCUCAGACACUGCCUCUGAUUUCCAGCAUCUCCUCGACACCCUUCCUCGCCCUUCCACCACCGUCUGAAACACCUUCAUCAUCGGCUUCAUCUGCGACCAGCCCACGUCUCUUUCCAUGGUAACCCCUGUUGCAGGUGCCUUGGCCACUGGGAUUUGGCCUUUGACGGGUGGUCAAGGAACUGGCUAGAUGGCGGUUAUGCAAACAAACUGAGACAAGGGAUUUUUUGGAGGGUUCGAAUCAAAGUAGGGAAGGUGGUCUGCUCCGUUUGGAUGGCUGAGGUUUGGCACCGGAAAUUGUUCCUUAAAUGGUGGCUGCUGGCUGGGUGCUAGGUUUUCCUGCAAAUUUUCAGAUUUGGUACACCUAUGCUGGGAUUAUGGGGUUCCAGUUUGUGCAUUGGUGUCGUUCUUCUACGUUGUUCUUGAAUGUGGUAUUGAAUUUCCUUUCCCUCUCUCUCUGUUGUCCCUGAAAGGCCCAAUUUUUUUUUCUCUGAUGUUGAUUCCCUUAGUUUGUAGGCUACUGUUAUCUGGCUGAUAGUGGAAUUAGGACUAUCUAGGCCCAAAUUUAUUAAUACAAGAUUGUCUCAGCUUUUAAAAGAACAUGAUGAAGAACUGUGGCGCCAUCUUGAGAUGACUUCUAAAGUAAGACAGUUUUUAAUAGAUAUUCUAUAUUGUUAAAGUUAUCCUUUUACUUUAUGUUUGGAAAUAUCGGUAAACUGAAUUAUUCAUUUGCUGAUUGCGAUAUCUGCUGUUAUGUAAUUGUUUAAGGACUGUGCACUACUAUGUGCUGUAUUACAUUUGCUAAAUAACUAAAUUAUAAAUAGAUAAUUAAGUGUGACUCUUUCCUGUUUCAUUUUUUUAGUGAUGUGAGUAUGACCUUCUCUAUGUUAGAAUUAUUAUUUUGGCCAUUUGUUUUCUUCUAUUUACAGUGUUUUAUGUUUCUCCACUACUACUAAUGAAGUGAUAGAGGCUUUAAUUAGUCAUUGUACUUUUUUAAGUGCAUGCUUGCUUGAUUAUUCAACCAUUAUUUGCUUCUGGCUAUUGAACAGUUUAUCAGAAAUGGCUAUUAGAUGAGGAUCUCAAAAUUAUAAUUAUACUAUGGAGGGAAAACUCUAUUCUGGAAAAUCAUUGUUGGUUCUUUGGACCCAAAGCCUAUUAAGCUCACGUGAUUCUUUAUCCAUUAUAAUCAAAUUCAGUUUCUGAAACCUCAUCAUUUUCUUAGUUUCAAAACUAGCUCAAAUAUGAUUGCAUUAGAACCGGUAUUGUACUUACAAUUUCUUGCCUCACUUUCACUUUCGCUAACAGCCCAAUAGGUUCAAGUUUCUAAUUAAACAGGCUUUGUGAUUGCUAACAGGUUUACAUGAUGUGUAGAUUAUAUGUCUAAUUUGUCUUUUAAUUUCAAUGACUUUUCCUUCGCUUAAGCGAAACAAGCUGCUGGCAGCAAUCCAGAAACAGGAAAAUGGUUGCUGGAAGGAAUGAUGAAGCUAUCGCUGAGGUAUUGGCAAUGUUGGCUGGCGCCAUUGGGCAAGGUCAGCAAGCGAACCUUGGGAACCAUAAUCAGGAUGAAUUACGUGCUUUGGGAAAGUUUCAGAGGAACAAUCCGCCAACCUUUGAAGGAGCAUACGACCCUAACAAAGCACAGGCGUGGCUGAAAGCAAUUGAGAAGAUCUUUCGAGUCAUGAAUUGUACUGACGCGCAGAAGGUGCAGUUUGACACCCAUAUGCUUGAGAAAGAAGCUGAAGAUUGGUGGGACAACACUGUUCAGAGGUUUGAAGGUGAUGGGAUGGAGAUUACUUGGGAUCUUUUCAAGGGUGCAUUUCUGGAGAAGUACUAUCCAGAAGAUGUGCGUGGAAAGAAGGAAAUUGAGUUUCUUGAACUGAAGCAGGGUAAUGGAACCGUGGCGGAGUAUGCUACAAAGUUUGAGGAAUUGAUUAAGUUUUGUCCCCACUACAAUACUGCCGAAGCUGAGAGAUCUAAGUGUAACAAGUUUGUGAAUGGUUUGAGACCUGAGAUCAAGAAGGCUGUGGGAUAUCAACAGAUUAUCCGAUUUUCUGACCUGGUUAACAGGAGUAGGAUAUAUGAUGAGGAUAGCAGGGAAAGUGCUGCUCACUACAAGUCUUUGAAAGAGAAGAAAGAAAAGGGGCAAUUCAGAGGGAAACCGUAUGGGAAUCCUGCUGAUAAGGGUAAACAAGAAGCUGGUCAUGACAAGAAGCCGAGUGGGGGAGGAGCUCCUAAUCCGGUUAGGUGCUACAAGUGUGGUGUUGAAGGACAUCAUUCUCCUGAAUGUCCCAAUUCAGAAGCAACAUGAUUUAAGUGUGGCAAGCUGGGCCACAAAUCCUUUGAGUGCCUAGAAGGUAAAACUGUGGCAUGCUACAGAUGUGGAGAGCAAGGUCACAUCAGUACUAAUUGUGACAAACCCAAGAAGGAUCCUGCCAGGGGGAAGGUGUUUGCUUUAUCUGGUGCUGAGACUACUGCUGAGGAUAGACUAAUUCGAAGUACGUGCUUUAUUAAUGGUACAUCUUUGAUUGCCAUUAUUAUUAUGGGUGUGAUGCAUUCUUUAUUUCAUUGGAGCUUGAGAGUCAGAUGAGGGAGUCCUACCCCGAAUUGUUCGUUUAAGGAAAUUUUCGAGGGCGAAAAUUCUUAAGUGGGGGAGAGUUGUAACACCCCGUUUUUAAUUAAAAUAAUGUUGGUAUUUUAUUUUAAUUAAGAUUAUAUUGUAUGGUGGUUUAAUAGGUGAUAUAAUAAUACUUUAAUGAAAUAAAAUAUUUUUUUUUGUGAUGCUGGGUGUGUUUUAUGAAAUGGAAGAAAGCUAGGGGGUGAAGGUUAGGAUUAAAAAUAGAGACAAAGACUAGGAGAGAUUUUAGGAUUUUUAGUUUAGCCCUUGAGGAAUUAGGUUUAGAUGGUUUAAUAAGGAUGGUGAAGCAGCUAAAGAAAAAAAAAAUAAGAAAGAAGAGGACGCGUGAAAGAAUGAGAAAAAAAGAAGAAGAAGGCUGUGCGUGAAGUUGCAGGAAGAGAGGGAGAGCGGAUCGGCUUCGGAGAAUUCGAUCGGGAACGGGGAGUUGCACUCAAUCCAAAGGUAAGGGUGAGAUUUUGAGUUUCUAAUGGAAUUAUGGUGAAUGAUAUUAGGGAUUUGGGAGAUGUAGAAUUGUUUCUGUUAAUGAUGUUCUGGAAAUCUGAUUUGAAAUCCAUUGAUUUUAGGAUUUUCUUUUGUGUGAUUGAACAGGGUGAGGGCAGAACCAUAGUAUGCUAGGAGUUUUGGGUUGAGGUUCCCUUUUGAUUUUCUUUAUGAUCACGCACAUAAGGACUGUUAGGUAGCAUGCUUGUUAGAUUUUGUGUCUUGUUUGAUGAGAAACAACUUUAAUCACUUAUUUUGGAACAUAAAACGGAUUGGUCAUUUUCCUGGUAUGAACCGUGACUUUUGAAGCCUUUUAGAGCCUGUUUAGAGUGCUCGAAUAAUGUUGCGUUGAACUGAGAAAGUGUAGGCCUUUGAAAGAGCUUUCUGGAAUGAUAUGGUACAUAAUUUUUGGUUGAGAGACGAGGUCUGUAAGUUCAGUUUAGUAAACCAUGUUUUUCUGCGCUCUGUAUCUGCUAUCUCCGCCAGUGAACUUCAACGUGAUUUUUCACCUUGUUAAUGUGCCCAGAAAAUUCUUUGAUGAACUAGAAAGUGGUUGAGUUUUCUGUUAGCUUUUCAAAUUGAGGUCAUUUGUAAUUUUUGAACAAGUAACGAAUCCUGUAGGUUAUCUCUACUGAAAUAUGUUUCUGCUGUGAGCGUAAUUCCUGAACUGAUAUAUGAUUUAUGCACGGAUUUGAUGAUGCUGUGCUGCUGUCCAAAAUUUCCUGGGCUGGACAGUACACUUCGAGACCUGUUUUCGCCCAGUUAGAGUGCUCAAAUGAAGAUGUGAUCAACUAAGAAAUUGUAGGACUUUAAGUUAGCUUUCUAGGCAUAUAAAAUACAUGAUUUUUGGUUCAGUAACGAAUUCAGGAGACCGCUUUUAGUGGCUGGUGUUCCGGCUGUUUUUCUAGAUUACGGAAAUUCUGAUUGUUUUGAAAAUAUAAUUAGAUUUAGCUUACAUGUUGUAGGAAAGUUAAGGUCUUUAUGUGCCAUGUAUGAGCUAUGAGGAUGAUGCAUGUGGCUGAACACCUUUAGCAUGAAAUCCAUAAUUUAUUUACCAUAUGUGAUAGCUUCUUCCAUGAUUGCAUGCUUAAGUGAGUUGUUUCAUUGAUUUGGUGCCAAAAUUGCCUAAGAUGUCAGGGUAAUUGUAUAGUUGAUAAAAAUGCAUGUGUAACAUCCUGACUUGACGACUGGCCUCACGGUAACAACACGAGUCUUUUCAGCGCGCUUUGUCCUCACUCGCGCGCUUCCCGGGAAAACUUCCCAGGAGGUCACCCAUCAUAAUAUUGCUCCAAGGCUAGCACACUUAACCAUGGAGUUCUUAUGAGUUCGGCUCCCGAAAAGAAGUUGCAACUUGUUGUUAUGAGUAGUACCAAUCAAAUCUUUUAUGCCCUCCUCAACUGUAUAGUCCAUCCCUAUACAAUCUCGGAAUACCUCUUGUUCGGGUGUGAAAUCGGUUCAUUCAUGUGCCCCUUCGCCUAGAAGCCUGUCAGGAGCCGCUCCUUGUCCGUGCCUCACUGCACCGGCGAUCACUCCCCGCCCUCGUCGGCCCCGGGCGUCACAGGCCCACCAGCUUCCGCUUGGUUCGUCCCCGAACCACACCGUACUGGGAGAGGUCGGAUCUGAUCGAGUUAUUGGUGAAGAAGAAAGUUCAGGAAAAGUCAAAGGAUUGCAUCAUGAUCGAGUUAGUGAAGGUCAUAUGGAACAAAGACACCGGUGAUGCGACAUGGGAGCUGAAGGAGAAGAUUCAAGAACAGUAUCCAGAACUUUUUACUAACGCUUAAGUUUCGAGGUCGAAACUUUCUUUUUGGAGGGUAGUAAUGUAAGGCCCAAGUUUUUAAACUUAUGCCAAGUAAAUAGAAUCCUAUUCACGAUUAGGGUUGAUGUAUCGUAAAGGGAAUCCGAAAGUUGAUAGUAUUCCAGUGGUGAAGGAAUUCAUGGAUGUUUUUCCUGGCGAUGUACCUGGAUUGCCGCCUGUACGCGACAUUGAGUUUGCUAUAGACAUCGUACCGGGAACAGGGCCGAUUUCGAUUGCACCGUAUCGUAUGGCACCUGCGGAGCUAGUGGAAUUGAAGUCCCAACUAGAAGAUCUUUUUGUCGAAGGGAUUUAUUCGACCAAGUGUUUCACCUUGGGGAGCUCUACAAGAGGCUUUGGGAACGAGGCUGAGACUAAGUUCUGCUUAUCAUCCGCAGACUGAUGGACAAACUGAGAGAACAAUCCAGUCGUUGGAGGAUUUGCUACGCGCUUGCGUGUUAGACAACAAGGGCAGUUGGGAUACCUUAUUACCAUUGAUUGAGUUCACAUACAACAACAGUUUCCAUACGAGCAUUGGGAUGGCACCGUAUGAGGCUUUGUAUGGCCGCAAGUGUAGAACACCUUUGUGUUGGUACCAAAACGGAGAAAAUCUGUUAGUAGGACCGGAACUUCUGCAACAGACGAUCGAAAAGAUCAGGCAGAUCAGAGAGAAGAUGAAGACUUCUCAGAGUAGACAGAAGAGUUAUGCCGAUCUAAGGCGCAGAACCCUGGAAUUCGAAGAAAGAGAGUUGGUUGGACUUAGGAGGUCUUAUUUUCAGGCCAUUGGGUCAGCUUAUUCUCAUUUUUGAGGGAUGGUGUUGCGGACACUUCACCUUUUUCAUUUGGUUUGUACAUAUUGCCUACGGGCGCUACACUUUUCUUUCCGUCACUGGAGGUUACUCGUGACGAGGUUGCUACUUACAACGGGGGCUGUUAUAUAUAUUGCAUAUUAGUUUUAUUGCUUUUCGCUUUUGGGUUUUAUCUAUUUCAGUCUUGUCUUAGUUAUUAUCAAAAAAAAAAAUAUUCACGUUUUUCCGCAUUAAGUUUAUUUUUGGUUACUAAAGUGACGCUACCGAAAUCGGGGUGUUACAGCAUGUGUGCUGAAUUGUGUUUUUUAAGCGAUGUUAGUGAUGUAGUGAUAUAGGCGCAAUGCCUCAUGUUGAAGUGAUGAUUAUGAGAUGUAUACGUCCUUUUGAGUCGCAUAGCAUCUGCAUACUCUGUGAUGGCCUGUAUUGGCGAUUUGUGAUGAAGGCUUAUGCCUUGUGCCUCCAAUAAUUGGCAAUUAGUGAUGAGGGCUGAAGCCCUGUUGGUACCACAUACAUAUGCAUAAUCAUUGUUGUGUUCGAAUUGUAUCCGAGUUGAUGAUGUUAUUUGUGACUGUUUUAGUAACUGAGCUAUAUGAAUAUAAAAAGAAGUGGUGUGGCAUUAAUCUAGCAUAUUUAUUGCCAUUCUUAUAUUUAUGAUACUCGAUAUCUCACCCCUUCUGUUUGAAUGCUACCCUUGUUGGUAACUUGCAGGUAAUCAGGAGGAGUAGUCUAUAGCCUUUAUUUCGAGUUGGAAUCCUUGCUCUGAUACGUAGCACUCGGGGGGGAAAUGGAUGCUUGUUUUCCUUCUGUUAUAAUUUGAAUUAAGUUGUUAUUUGAGAAGUUGUUUCUGUUUUAAGUUGUGGGCAAGAUACUAUGUUUUCUUUAAUUUUAAAGACAUUGGAUUCGCUGCAUAACUAUUUGUCAAAGUGAACUAGUUCAAAGACUAA
Messenger RNA from Lotus japonicus, 6778 nucleotides. RefSeq lists its product as uncharacterized. The transcript is spliced from 4 exons. Gene Ontology annotation, molecular function: nucleic acid binding; zinc ion binding. The record is from RefSeq and is a predicted model, not a curated record. Bases 1578 to 2426 code for a protein of 282 amino acids. NCBI's taxonomy places the organism in Eukaryota, Viridiplantae, Streptophyta, Magnoliopsida, Fabales, Fabaceae.